CCCGGAUUGGAAGGUACCGUGUCAUGCAUCGUCUACGGCCACAUACAUAGUGUCACUUUCGUUACCACCAUUGUGUCGUAUGCCCGGCGACUCCACAGUCCACCACAGUCUAAACCUCACUGCCACUACUAUCCACUGUCCACACAAGCAUGACGAAGGAUUGCCUUGACGGAGACUCGGGUUUACACGGAGCCUUUUCGAUUUCCCCGACGAGAUUCACCGUUCCAACGAGUCGAUUCCGACACAAUGCGGGUACCGUCGGAAGGCAACGUCCUUGGAAGUCACAUCCAUGGGUCGCUUCGACGAUGGAACCGGCCCUGGGGCGUGGCCCCGCCCGUAGCCUCUCUUGCCCCCACAAACACCACUACCAUUACCACACACCGUCGGUAGAAGGACAAUUCGACAAUGCCCUGGAAGAAGACCCUGUUCUGCCUCCAGCGCGUGCGCGCUUCGCCUCGGUACCACCACCACCACGGUCCGGAAACAACAGUCUCCGCCACGAUCGGUCCCAGCCCACGUCGUUGCGAUUGCGGCUGGCACCCAAGGAGAAUUCCACGCUACCCCAACACUUGGUUCCGAGCCAUACAAUGAAUCGGCCAACCCCCGUCCGGACCGUGACAACCACACACGUACAGCAACCACCACCACCACCACCAUUGAUACACUCCACCGUCGUCGUCCGUGCCAUUUCCCCACCAUCACCCUGGACGCACACUCCUCCUUUACCACCACCAACCGGUGCGAGACUGCCCUUGUCACCUCGUCCCGUACCCAAGCUCGUUCCCAAGCUUGUUCCCACGUCCCACUAUCACCACUUGUCGCACCCCAGUCUCAAGAUUAUUCCCGAUUACCGCAUGGAUCCCGCCAUGCGCUUGCCCAUUGCCCGGACUGUACCGUCCGAUUGGGAACACCAAACGUCACCGGUAGUGACCUUGGCCGUGCGGGAUAUUCUGUUGGGACGAGGCGGGGGCACGAAUCAACACGCCGGUAACCUGUGGUACCGCGCCUUACUCCAGCACUACCGACUCGCCUACACACAAGCGCCUAAAUUCGACAAGGCCCAAUUGGCCCGCAAUUUGACCAAUUACAUACGCUUGUGCGGUGGACGGUUUUUGCAAAAGGGGACUCUUGCCCAACCUCCCGGGGCAGUGUCGGUGCACCGGCACGGCAACGGUGGCGAUUGCUACUAUGAAGUCGGUGACGUUCGGGCACGCCUGAAAGUCACGCAAGUCUUACGGGAAGAACCACCCAACACCCGCAAACGUCGUCGCACACGAACGGAGGAAGAGACAACCAACGCUCCCCUCACGGCCGCCGCCAUGUUCGAACAACAUCAACAACAAUCGUCGGCACAAAAACGAUAG
Phaeodactylum tricornutum CCAP 1055/1 is the source of this 1364-nucleotide messenger RNA. RefSeq lists its product with no specific name. The transcript has 2 exons. The record is from RefSeq and is a predicted model, not a curated record. Bases 150 to 1364 code for a protein of 404 amino acids. Lineage: Eukaryota; Bacillariophyta; Bacillariophyceae; Surirellales; Neidiaceae.